AUGCGGCGGGGCGCGCUCCUGGCGGGCGCCCUGGCAGCAUACAUCGCGUACCUGGUGCUGGGCGCGCUGCUGGUGGCCCGGCUGGAGGGGCCGCACGAAACCCGCCUCCGAGCCGAGCUGCGGAUGCUGCGCCAGCAGCUGCUGCGGCGCAGCCCGUGUGUGGCCGCCCCUGCCCUGGACGCCUUCGUGGAGCGGGUGCUGGCGGCCGGACGGCUGGGGCGCGCCGCGCUCGCCAAUGCCUCCGGGUCUGCCAACGCCUCGGACCCCACCUGGGACUUCGCCUCGGCUCUGUUCUUCGCCAGCACGCUGGUCACCACCGUGGGCUAUGGGUACACGACGCCACUGACCGACGGGGGCAAGGCCUUCUCCAUCGCCUUUGCGCUCCUGGGCGUCCCAGCCACCAUGCUGCUGCUGACCGCCUCUGCCCAGCGCCUGUCACUGCUGCUCACCCACACGCCCCUGUCCUGGGUGAGCCAGCACUGGGGCUGUGCCCCCCGGAAGGCAGCCCGCUGGCACCUGGCCAUCCUGCUGGGGGUCGUGGUGACCGUCUGCUUCCUGGUGCCAGCCGCCAUCUUUGCCCACCUUGAGGAAGCCUGGAGCUUCCUGGACGCCUUCUACUUCUGCUUCAUCUCUCUGUCCACCAUCGGCCUGGGUGAUUACGUGCCGGGAGAAGCCCCCGGCCAGCCCUACCGGGCUGUCUACAAGUUGUUAGUCACAGUCUACCUCUUCCUGGGCCUGGUCGCCAUGGUGCUCUUGGUACAGACUUUCCGCCGUGUGUCUGACCUUCACGGCCUCACAGAGCUCAUCCUGCUGCCCACUCCAUGCCCCACCAGCUUCACGGAGGAAGAUGACCGGGUGGACAUCCUGAGCCCUGAGCCUGAGCCACACCAGCAGCUCACAGCCGGCUCGCACGUGGACUACGCCUCCAUCCCCAGGUAGCUGGGGCAAGUGUCGGGGCAGCUGCAGACCAGGCCCGUGGCUGAGGGGCGCUCGGGACUGGAACCGAUGGACUGGCCUAUUUACAAGCACACGCUGGUGUUCCUGAGGCCCUGCCUCCACUGUCUGCCCUUUGUCUGGCCAGCCUGAGCGCCGCCUGGAUCCAGGAAGCAACACUGCCUAGAUUCCCCUGCCCCUCCUCUCGCCUCCCGGCACACUCUGCUUCCCUGACUUUCUCACC
This is a messenger RNA of Budorcas taxicolor (takin), 1177 nucleotides long. It is a transcript of the gene KCNK6, whose product is annotated as potassium two pore domain channel subfamily K member 6. Gene Ontology annotation, biological process: potassium ion transmembrane transport; stabilization of membrane potential. The record is from RefSeq and is a predicted model, not a curated record. The transcript is spliced from 3 exons. NCBI's taxonomy places the organism in Eukaryota, Metazoa, Chordata, Mammalia, Artiodactyla, Bovidae. Bases 1 to 939 code for a protein of 312 amino acids. Gene Ontology annotation, molecular function: potassium ion leak channel activity. Gene Ontology annotation, cellular component: membrane.